AUGAGUCCCCAGUGUCCCAGCAGAGCCAAGGUCGUGUGGUUUGCAGUGCGCUGCAGAGCCCUGACACUGCUGCUGCAGGCUGUCUUUAACCUCCUGAUCCCAGAUCAUGCUGCAGAUGCCUUCUCUCCCCCUCGCCUGGCUGAGCCUGGCCCCUGGGACGUGCUGGUGGAGCAGCUGCUGGGAGGGCUGUCGCGCUGGGACGCCGAGCACUUCCUCUUCAUCGCCGAGCGCGGCUACCUGUAUGAGCACAACUGUGCCUUCCUCCCACUGUACCCCCUGAGCCUCUGGGCCGUGGCCAGGGGGGCUCUGUGGCCCCUGCAGAGACUGCUGUGCCCACGGAGCCUCCUGCUGCUGUCAGCUGUGCUGCUGAAUUCCCUCUUUUCCAUCCUGGCAGCCGCUGCCCUGUACACGCUGGGCCGUGUCGUGCUGCGGCGUCGCGCCGUGGCUUUCCUUGCUGCUCUGCUCUUUUCUCUCAGCCCUGCCAACGUGUUUAUGGCAGCUGCUUACUCAGAGAGCAUGUUUGCCUUCCUGGCAUUCAGUGCCAUGUGGCAGCUGGAGAAGGGGCAGAGCUGGCUCAGUGGGCUGCUCUUCUCCCUCGCUGCCGGGGCGCGUGCCAACGGGCUGAUUAACGCUGGCUUCUUCCUCUACUCCCGUGGUAAAUGCUUUGCCCUCCAGCUGCAGGUGGGUUCAGGAUCUGUAAGGAAGCUCCCUCUGUUGUGGAAGGAACUCCUUAGCCUGGCAUCUUCAGCAGUCCUGAUGUGUGCUGGGAUUUUUCUGCCGUUUGCUUUGUUUCAGUACUAUGCCUAUGUGAGGUUCUGUGGUCCUGGCACUGACCUGGAGCAGAACAUUCCCAAGCCACUGCUGGAGCUGGCUGAGGACAAGGGCUACCGCGUGGCAGCCAUGGAUGGGAUUAAACCCCCUUGGUGCUCCCUGCGGGUCCCUGUGGUCUAUUCCUACGUCCAAGACAGUUACUGGAAUGUGGGCUUUCUAAGGUACUUUGAGCUCAGACAGAUUCCAAAUUUCUUGCUUGCUUUGCCUGUCACCCUUCUGGGCUCAUGGGCUGCCUGGACCUAUGUCGUCGCAAACCCUCGGCACUGCCUGACUCUUGGUCUAGAGAGAAGAAGGACUGAAGAGGAGGAAAAGCCAAGAGAUGGAUUUUGCUGCCCUGCUGCCUUUGUGUAUGUGGUCCAUGCCACAGCCCUGCUGGUGUUUGGGUUCCUCUGCAUGCACGUGCAGGUGCUGACCCGAUUCCUUGGCUCCUCCUCUCCCAUCCUGUACUGGUUCUCUGCUCACCUGCUUCAGGAACAUGAACCUUUACUCUGGAGCACAGGGACUGAUAAUCCAACCUCUGGGAAGCCUGUUCUAGGCAAAUCUCCCAGUUCCUGUGGGAGAAGGACUCCUGACAACCCCAUUGUGAGGCUGCUGCUGAACUGUAGAUCGAUUACUCCCCUCAGCAAGAGCAUCCUGGGAUUCUUUCUGUGCUACUGGCUGCUGGGACUGGUCCUGCACUGCAACUUCCUCCCGUGGACAUAA
Messenger RNA from Acanthisitta chloris (rifleman), 1533 nucleotides. RefSeq names its product phosphatidylinositol glycan anchor biosynthesis, class V (gene PIGV). The transcript is spliced from 4 exons. Gene Ontology annotation, biological process: GPI anchor biosynthetic process. Gene Ontology annotation, molecular function: alpha-1,6-mannosyltransferase activity; GPI mannosyltransferase activity. The coding region runs from base 1 to 1533 and encodes 510 amino acids. Gene Ontology annotation, cellular component: mannosyltransferase complex; endoplasmic reticulum membrane. Lineage: Eukaryota; Metazoa; Chordata; Aves; Passeriformes; Acanthisittidae. The record is from RefSeq and is a predicted model, not a curated record.